UAUUUAGCUGGAACCUAGAUACUAUGAUCACCAUGAUCACGUUAGAACGCUUCUAAUUGAUCUUAUCAGCAAUUUAUGGUAAUUUUGAUCAAGAACUGCUUCAUUACAAAUUUCGUCACCUCGACAGUGGACCGAAGUUCGAAAUAUUGAUCAUUGAUAAAUAUGCUAUCGCAGCAAUUACGAAACCUGAAAGUCAUGCCUUCGAGUCAUAUGAGAUCCUACGUUCAGUUCUACGUGGAUGCAUCGGGUGCCAACUGUAGAGGGGCUAACUAAUAUUACCAUAUGUAUAUCUUCAUUCAUGUUUUUCUAAUAAUUCUCCAAAUGAUGUUGGUUAGUAAUGAAACUCCAAUCAACUCUUAUUUCAAGAUAUGAAGUUACAGUCUAAUAAGCCUACCACUAAUUCUUUCAAGGAAUAUUGGCGUUGAUGUUGAAAUUAAUAUAUCCCUAGAGCAUUUUGGGCAAAGGUUGUAUUCACCGUUGAUUAUGAAUAAAAGGCGUUUACAAACAGUGAUCAUAUUACAAGAAGUGAAUGGACGAACAGGAACUGGAGUUAUCUUCAAUUUAGAACAGCUUAUCUUAGACCUUUGGAAAAACUUGUACGAACGUUUGGCUGAAACAUUCAGAUGUUUUUUGAACGCAUUACCAGAAUAUCUUGGAGGUGCAAAUAAAACCUGUUACCCAUAGUAACAGCAAAAAUGUUUACUUCCUAACAUUUUAUAAAACGAAGCACAUCGGUUAUAAAUAAAAAAUUUUAAACCUACUGAUAA
This is a messenger RNA of Schistosoma bovis, 767 nucleotides long. The record is from the annotation of a GenBank genome assembly. NCBI's taxonomy places the organism in Eukaryota, Metazoa, Platyhelminthes, Trematoda, Strigeidida, Schistosomatidae.